Drosophila navojoa is the source of this 786-nucleotide messenger RNA. RefSeq names its product stargazin-like protein (gene stg1). Gene Ontology annotation, cellular component: AMPA glutamate receptor complex; postsynaptic density membrane. NCBI's taxonomy places the organism in Eukaryota, Metazoa, Arthropoda, Insecta, Diptera, Drosophilidae. Gene Ontology annotation, biological process: regulation of AMPA receptor activity; postsynaptic neurotransmitter receptor diffusion trapping; neurotransmitter receptor internalization. Gene Ontology annotation, molecular function: voltage-gated calcium channel activity; channel regulator activity. The record is from RefSeq and is a predicted model, not a curated record.
UUUGGCAUCUAUUACAGCAUUUCGGUGGCUAUCGUUAUCGCCGCCCUGGCCGGUCCCCAGUGGCUGUUCACCGAGGAGAAGCUGCCCAAUGUUAACUACAAUGGGACGGCCAACUUUAAUGCACUGGACGAUGGCGCCUAUGUGACAAAGUAUACCAAAUCCAGUCUUUGGAUUUUGUGCACAACUCUGCCAGGACUUGAAAUGGACUCAUUCAAUUGCAUUAAAAUUGAUUACUUCCCUGAUGAGGACUAUCAACCAGAUCCGCACGAUUCAACGUCUGCCAUCCCCUAUACGGUUACACGGUGCUGUCCAAUAUUUCUGGGUGCCGGCAUUCUGUUGGUCAUCAGCUUUCUUAUCUUUAUGAUACCAACUUGUACGCAUCGGAAAUACAUAUACUAUUUCAGUUCCGGAAUACUAUUUAUCGUCAGCGGUCUGAUCAUGCUCAUCGGCUUGAUUGCUUACAUAUCUAUACUGAAGGCAGAGAUUGGAUCCAAGCUGCGUUCGCGAUCCACCCUACAGCCAGCGCUCUUCAAGGUGAGCUAUGGCCAGAGCUUCUUCCUGUUCGUCUUUGGGUUCAUUGCCACCGAGUUCGUCGGAGUGCUAAACAUAUUUCUCUUCAUCAACAUGCACGAGAUGAACUACUACAGCGUAAGUAUAAACGCCUACCAGUCCCAGCAUCCUCAGCGGAAAUGGGAUAGGGAAGGGCAAAGGGAGGAGCAAGGGAUGGGGGUGUGGGAGCAAGAACUAACGACAUUUCCGUUUGUGCGAGCCACCACCGACAAAUAG